CACUCGACUUCCGGCACGUUUGUCCGUCCGCAUCAACCAUCCCUCCAACACCUUCUGGCCUGUGAUUGUCCAUCCCCGUGAGCCGCCCCACUAGUGACUUCGAAGGUCGGUUCCGUCUCCGAGUUCAUACUUCAGCCACACUGAAACUACUCUUAGAUUCCAAAGCCGAUCAAGCCUCAUUGCUUCCACCACCCCCGAGCACAGCUGAAAACAUCACGGGUCUUAAACUGGGAACGGAAAACCAGAAAGCCGCCCGGCAUUUUGUAGCCGCAGCUCAGCUCAGACCAGGCGCAAAGUGGGACGGCGGCGGAAUGAUACAUAAACCUUGGGUGAUUAGGAAACCGCGAAGCGAAACAGAUUCACGACCAUUAGAUGUUGUUAGCUUAAAAUUCCUGGAGUGUCCUUGACGAUUUCAGUUUGUUUUUUGUUUUAAUUGGUACUGCGGUUAUUUUUAUUGGGACUAUGUUCUUUGGCGGAUGUAUCAAGGGAAAGGGAAGAGGCAUUUCCAUGGUGACGAGUCGUUUGGCUCCUAAGGGUGACUAUAGCACAACAGAGUGCACGCUGGAUAAGUAGGAUUUCUAGUUUAAAACAGUGAGAGGGAGGGGGAGAUAAAUCAACUAACUUCGACGGGGGAAAGAAUGCGAAGAACAACAAAAAGAAAAAGUGAUAGAUUAAACAGGAAGCUGUCUGAGUAAGCAUGAAGUACAGUUUGGCCUGUUCGCUCUAGGUGAGAGCAGAUGCUUCAAAGCAAAAGAUCAAACGAUAUAGUAAUGUAAUAAAAAAGAAUACUUUUAACGAUAAAGAACUGGAGGGAAUGACUACAAAUUAAAAUCCGGGACAGUUUGGAGGAGGAGGAAAGCGUUGGAAAUAGUUUCGUACUUAAAUUCUGCUGCCGAAUGUGGUUUUGAGAGCCAAGGAUUCGCGCAUAUAAAAAUAUUCUUUUGAAAAUCCUUGCCCUGUAAAACUGGCCAGUAAUUUUAAGAAAAUGAAACAAAAGAUUCUUUGACAUGAAAAAAAGGAAAAGAGAAAAUUUAUGAAAUUAGAUGCAAAAUUGCAGGUUAAGCAAGAUCAAUCGUUAUCUCGGAAUGGAGGAUAAAAUACCUACCAGCAAAUGUAGGAUUAAGUCAACCACAAGUCUGAGUGUUGAAUCAGCAGAAAAGAAGAAAAUUAAGAAGAGAGAUAAGGAAAAGAAGAAACCCUGUAAGACAAGAAGAAAUUCUUCCAGUACUCCAUCGACUUCAGAUGAGACAGUUCUGGUUCAUAAACACAGGAAAAGCAGUAAACGGCAUACACAUUCUACAUCUCCAAAUAUUGAAACGCCGGUUACUCAAGGGGACACCAAGCAAAAUCCGAAAUCUAGGAAUCUCAGCAAUAAAACCGACAGAAGUCAGGAUUCAGAUGGUGAUUCUCUUUACUCUGUAGAUCAGCUGGCAACGUCAAUAAAUGAGACUUUGCGGUGGGAUGGAAUUCUUGAAGAUCCCGUAGCAGAAGAGGAGAGGAUCAGACUUUACAAGAUAAAUCGGCAGCUGAGGUACCUGGCUGCCCAGAAAAGUUCUCACAAGGAUAUUGAACUUUGCCAACAGAAGCUUUCUGCUAUUCAGUCUCAGAAGGAGAAUCCAUAUAUCAUCAGCAGUAAGACGUUACAGCAACUCGCCAUAAAGGAUCACUGCAACUCUUAUUUUGUGGGCCAACGAUUCUGAAGCCAAAUUACAUUUUUGCCCGAGCCAGAGUCCCAGUUCAUACUCCUGUAAGCACAAUGUUACUUGCAGUUAUAAAGCUCUGGAUACAGAUAUGAAAGUGGUUUAAAUUCCCUUUUUUAUAUGGUUUCUCAAAUGUUUUGACAGAAGAUCUUAGACUGAACAACUAGGACAAAGGAAGGCUGUUGCAUCUCAAACCUCUUCAGUUUGGAGUCAGAAUAUUGACAGAAAUUAUUAAGUGAACAUUGUCUAUCUGUUUAAGCACUGCAGAAUUCUGUAAAGACAACACAUUUUGAGCUCAGUGAAGAAAUUAGGGUUUUGAAUCCAAUUUGUGUUUCCUUUUUUCAGGGGGGAAAUAGCCAAAAUCGUUGCAUCUUAAUGGGCUAAUUGGAUUCCAGUUAUUAUUAGGUAAAAUCAGUAGGCAUUUAAACCUACAACUGCUCAGACUAAUGGUUUCUUCCCUCAUUCAAAUUGCUUGUUUAGGUGUUUGAACAAAUUCUGCCUGUGUAAGUUAUAACCUAGAAGACCAAAGUGUCAUUUUUUUUCAUUAUGAGGUUUGUUGUUCUGAUAAGAUGCUGCUAUUUUGAUUUUCAAGCAAGGUACAGUGAUUAGUAACACACUGUUCCACUCCUGCAAUCUCUCUUGAAUGGAGUGAGCAGCCUUAGAGGUGAGAAAUUACUGUUGAGCCAGUUCUGGCUUCUCCCACACAUCUUUGAAUAGCCAUUCCAGGUUUCAUGUUGGCAGUACUCUGAACUGGGUCACUAACCAUAUGCUGAGAUGAUGUGUUAUUUAUUUAAGUUGAUGAAAUUGUGACCAGUUGUAUUAAUAUACAUAAUGAAAUUUUAAAAAUUGAUAAAUUCACAAGUCACUGAUAUGUACUCAAAGAUGCAAAGGGAGAAUUUGUAAUGUUGCACUAACUGUCAGCAUGAUUAGUGCAUCAAAAACCUCAUUUUGGCUACCAGUGAUUUAAAGAACGGAUUGUAAAACAGAGCUAUUUUAAAAAGCCAUGGUUAGUUUUGAGCACAAAUUAUUGCAUAGUUUUGUUUCAGUGAGGCAAAUAUGUCUGCACUUUCAGCAGGAAUUGUUCAGUCCAUGAAGAUCUUGCCUGAUUGUACAUCUGACUUUUAGGUUCAGCCUCAGGUUUAUCUAUGUUAAAUAUCCAGCUUCAAAAUAUUUUCUAUACUUCCAACAUAUAUGAUAGGCUGCAGAGUUUUGAGAUAGAAAAUUGACACUGCUUUUAGUUGUAAAAAUGCUUAAGUAAAAUUAUUUACAUCAAAAAUAUAUUAUACCAAAGUAUACUAAAAUCAAUUGUCAAAACCAAUUUUGCUAUAUUUGUACAUUUAAAUUUAACACGUUUAAAAUUGUAUAUUCACAUUUUUGAUUACGCAAAUGCUUUCAAAAUACCUUUACAAGAAAUUGCUGUCAGCCUCAAAUAUUUUUUCUAAAUUAUUCUACAUACCAGCGUUCCUGAUUUUAAAUUUGCCCCAUGGUGCAUUUAGUCAAGGAUUUGAUAAGUCAGUUCACUGUUCAGUUGGUAUGGAUUAUCACAGGUUCUGUGCUAUGUUGCUCACACACAGAGCUGUCAUUGAUUCAAAGGGAUGCAGUGGACUACAUUUUAAAAUACAACUUUCAAGCCAUUUAUCUAAUCGAAAAAUUUUACAUUAAGCGAUCCAAUUUUCUGCCUGUGCAAUCAUGGAUGUCACUCCUUGUGACAAAAGAAAGCAAACCAUGCUUCUCAGGACCAAAGUAUACCAGCCUUCAAAGAGCACAUGAAAGGACAUUAUUUGUAUUCAUGAGACAUUAUAUCUAGAUAGAGCUACUAUGCUCAACGUGCUGUCCUGUUAAGCGUCCAACAUCUUUUCCACUCCAUCAUCAAGAUCACCUACUCCACCUCCAUAAUAUUGCCUUUCUCUGAGUUUCAAUUAAACAGUUACUGAAACCUUUAUUUUAUUACUUCCAGAUUCAAUUAUUAUAAUACUUUCAUAGCUGGCUUUUUAUCUUCCUCCCUGCAUAAACUUGAGAUGAUCCAAGUCUCUGUUGCUUGAAUUCCAAGCCUCACCAAAUCCUGCUUUGCCGUCAUCCUAAUACAUGUAAGUCUGCAUUGUCUGCGAUUUGCAUUAUGCUCAAAUCCUUCAGUGGAUUUUUAUCUCCCUUUCUCUAUAACCUUCCCCAAGACAUACUACCAUCCAUGAUUUUGCAUUCCUGUAACUCUGGUCUCCUGUGCACUGCAAUUCUAUUUGCCACACCAUUAACCAUAGUAUCUUCAGCUGUCUUAAAUUCUGGUAAUUUUCUGUCUCUUCACUUUUCCGUCCUUUAGGAUCAUCUUUAAGUCUUAGCUGGUCUGUGACAAUCACUUUUGAACAUUUUACCGCCAAUAAAAAAGGGUUUCUCAACAAAUGUUGUAGUGUCAUUGGAUGCUUGAGCAGGCUAGCAAGCCAGAGAGUCAGUGGUAGCUAACCGCAAUGAAACACUGGAUCAGCAAUCACCUUGAUUCAAAUGAGAUGAGUAAUAACUACCUUUUUUAUGUAGCUAGUAAGUUAUUUCAUUUUACUUGCUUCUGUUUAAUUCUCUUUAGAUUCUCUUGCACACCCACUAAUAACCAGCUUCCAAGAUGCAUUGGCAGAAACCCAGAAGCAAGUUACAUUACAGAUCGCCAUGGAUUAAGUGCAGAGUAGAGACACAAUCAAAAAACAAGAAGAGAAUGAGUGGCCCUAUUGAGCAGAGUAUAACAUGCAUACACUGCCUCAAUUAAACAGAAGACACCAAUAAUCACAUUAACGUGAAACCAAAUCAUAGGCAAUCCAGGGCAAAGAGCAAAAGCAUGGAUUACCUCAACUGAUAGCACUGUGUGCUCCAAUGUACUGUGAAUGAUUCUAAAGCGUAACCUAUAUUUCAACUACAGUUUAAACAAUUUUAAUUCUGUUCUUGACCAAGAGAGAAUACCAAAGCUUUGGGAAAAGUGCCAGUGAUGCCAACUGGUCUCAUUCACAGUACAAAGCAGAACUUCCCAAAUAUUUUCCCUGUGACCCCAUUUCAGGAUUGAAAUUUGUCAUGAGUAAUGAGGAAGAGAGAAUGCUUCACUACCCCAGUAGGAGUCCCAAUUCUCACUGAGGGAAGCCCUGUUAUAAAGCAUCUUAGUUAUUAAGGAAGGCUGAGAGAGUUAGGACUGUAAAAUUUAUGGUCAUGAAUUAAUUUGAAAUUUGAAAAAUAAAUGGAAGAAAUUAAUGGUGUUCUAGAUCAUAAUUUGGUCCUGCUAAAUGGGGUAGAAAGGAUUAGGAUUGCCUUAGAUUGCAUUUAGGUUGAGUCUCAGGAAAUUCUUUUCCCAGAGAACAGUGAAUCUGUGGGACAAGUUCUGAUCUCACGCAGUGCAUGCUAACUGGUCGAGUUCCAUCAAAAUGAGAACCAUACAACCUCUGAUUGCAGCAGAGACUAGUUGAGUUAUUCAGGCAUUUUUCUGCUCCCCAGCCCCACCAAAAACGGCCCAUUUCUUAAAUAUUGCUUUUUGUUUCAUCAGGAUGUUACACUUUAAGUGGGAUGUGAAUUUGUAUAGAUGUAGGGAUGUACAGUACGAGGUAUUGCUAUCAACAGAUCUGAGGUCUUUUUACCAGUCACUCACUCAUUAUUCAUACAUUCAUCAGUUUUGUAGGACCUUUAAUCACAGACCCCAGCACAGGUUAGUUUCUAUCCUCUAUAAAUUUAUAGUCAGUCAAUAUAAAUGUGGUCCCACAUUAGUUCAGAGAUGGGCAACAGUAAGACUCUGUAGUCUGGCAAACAAUGAGUGGAAGGUCACUCCACUGGUGACAAGUGGAGUUACUAACCAGCACCUGGACUCCAACUGGUAACCAUAAGUGUAAAAUUUCUCCCUCACAGAAAGAACUUUAUACAAUCUUUAAGCAUAUACGUGUUACAUUUAAUUUUUUUUAAACCAUUUAUGGGUUAAAAAAAAGACUCCGAAGGGUAUGAAGAUGGCACAAAUUCAUUGAUUUAAAAAAUAAACCUUUACUAUAAUAGAAUUCAAGUUUAAAAUCCAUCUUCUGAAUUUGAUACAUUUACAAAAAAAACCCACACGUGGUCUGACUGCUUUAGAACUUAAG
Molecule: messenger RNA, 5791 nt
Organism: Stegostoma tigrinum
Lineage: Eukaryota; Metazoa; Chordata; Chondrichthyes; Orectolobiformes; Stegostomatidae
Gene: liat1
Product: ligand of ATE1
Exons: 2
Coding region: 1044-1700 (218 amino acids)
Biological process (GO): protein arginylation
Source: RefSeq, a predicted model, not a curated record